Messenger RNA from Armigeres subalbatus, 1031 nucleotides. Its product is annotated as antigen 5 like allergen Cul n 1-like. The coding region runs from base 75 to 842 and encodes 255 amino acids. The transcript has 3 exons. The record is from RefSeq and is a predicted model, not a curated record. Lineage: Eukaryota; Metazoa; Arthropoda; Insecta; Diptera; Culicidae.
AAGUGCGAACAACAAUAAAUUUUCAAUACGUUGCACGAGGCGCCGCCAUCAGUUAACGAGAAAAGUUCUACAAAAUGGUUAUUUCCCUCGUGUUGCUAGCAGUGAUGGUGCAUCUGGGUGCAUCCGAGUCGGACAAAUACUGCCAGAGCAGUGCCUGCCCCGGGGCACUCCCAAAUGUGGGAUGUGGUUGCAAAGAGUCCACCUAUGGGCCUCUGUGUGAUGGUAAAAAUGCCCAAAAAAUUGACCUGGACGACAAGUUGAAGGCACUGAUUCUGGAUGAACACAACGUACGCCGCAACGCAUUGGCUUGCGGAACGAUAAAACCACAUCCGCCGGCCGCCAAAAUGAUUGAAUUGACGUGGAACGAUGAGCUGGAGUUCCUGGCCGAGUGCAACACGAUGAAAUGUGUUUAUGGCCACGAUUCGUGUCGCAGCACGAGCGAGUAUCCAUUUGCCGGGCAGAACAUUGCGUCCAAAUUGGUUUGCGGCAGAACACCAUUGGCGGUGGAAGGAAUGAUUGUUGACAGUGUCGAUGUGUGGUUCCAGGAAUACAAGAACACCACUCCGGCCAUGACUGAUUCCUACCCAGAAGGGAAAGUGCCCGGCGGUCCCAUCGGACACUUCACCCAGCUGGUCAAUGACAUGGUACAGUGUAUCGGGUGCAGCUACAUUACGUACGAGGAGCAGCGUGAAAAUAAGAAAACAUGUCAGAGGCACUAUCUCGUUUGCAAUUACUCGUACAGUAAUUUCAUCGGGGAGAAAACCUACACCAAGAGCCAGAAGCCCGCAGUGGAGUGCUAUUCUCGUGCCAGUAAACACUCCUGUUUGUGCAGCGGAAAAUAGCUUUUCCAACUAGACCAACAAGUGGGACAACAUCGUGCUGCUGCUGUUCCAGUUAAAGACAAACUGCAACUGAUAGCAAUCAGGGUCAUGAUUUGCCACUAAUGUGUUAGCGAGAAACUUCUGAAAAUUGGAAAGUCAUAGAAACUAUAGCACAUAUCGUACAAUAUUGAAUAAAAUCCCAUACUACAA